AAAAGAAAUGUUAGAAGCCUUUAUAGAUAAGGCAUGGAGUUGUUUUUUUGAAAAAGAAAAUGUUGUUGUUGGCAAUAAAGAAUUUAUUGAAUCUAAUAAUAAAUGCAACAACAACAACAAAACCAACAAAACAUUUAAUUCUUCUUCCCUAAAUUCCUCAAUAUAUUCACAACAAAACAAUAUAGAAUCAAUUGAACAAACAUUUCUAAAAAUUCUGUCAGAUUUAGAUUUAAAUGAAGAAUGCCAAGCAGAAUUAAUUUCCCAACCUUUAGAAUGGAAAUGGAAAGUUAUAAUAUCUGGAAAUGAAAGACAAAAACAAAAAGAAAAUAUUAAGGAGGGAGGGGGAGAUUAUUAUGCUAAAUAUUUGGAAAAAUUAUUAUUAAAUAUUGAAGAAGAAGAAAAAGACUUUGUAAUUGAAAAUAAUUUAGUUAUUAAAAAAUUAGAGGGGUUGGCUGCAACAUUACGAACUGAAUCUUUUAGGUAA
Messenger RNA from Meloidogyne enterolobii, 484 nucleotides. Lineage: Eukaryota; Metazoa; Nematoda; Chromadorea; Rhabditida; Meloidogynidae. The record is from the annotation of a GenBank genome assembly.